UCGCGCGGCGGCAUCAGAUGAUAUUAAUUUUGUUACUCUCUAGCAUUUCAUUUUCAGUCCGAUCGACUCUUGCAUCGUGCUACGACGACCCGGUCGCGGAAAUUCCUCUCGAGAAAUUCGUCCAACUUUACACUGAACCCAACCGAACACAACUUGACUAUCACAGCCCGGAGUGUCCUGGUUCCGAAAGAAUCACACAUACGAACGGCGCGGUCGGACGGCGAGACGUGAGGUGUCACAAAAAGAAGGUCCUGAUAAAAAUAUACGUAACUGAAUUGAAGUGAUACUAUUAUCUACUUGAGAUUUCCAUAAAUUAAUUCGAUAUGUCUCAGAUGAUUACAAUCAGCCGGAGUACCAGUGGCGAGUCCCGUUGGUAACCUUGACGAUGCUGAAAGGGAAAAUUGUUAAGCUUUUGAUAAAACGUGACUGAAAAGUAGUGAAUCGCGCGAAUCGGAUUCCAGAAUAUAUUUACCGUCGGUUUGAAGUUUUAAGUGAUUGUGACUUAACAGGUGUUGUUCCUAACUGAGUUUUACCGCUGUAACGAAAUGGAUUAACACUUACCUGCUUGAUUUGAUCGAAAUCGAAGGACCCCCUACUAGGAUUUAGUUCCCUCCUGUUGUUAGCUAUACAGACACCGGACUUCAAGCUGUAUCUACCGUCGGAUUGUUGUGCACCGGUGAAUAGGGAGCAUUCAUCGACGGGCGUCCACUACAACCCGCUCGGCUCCAAGUUGGAUUUCAAAAACAGCUGUGCCGAUUCCGGCCCUGCUGGUAUUGGUGGUGGCGGUACUAGUGCAGGAAGUGCAGCCUCAUCCGGAGCCCAUUCGUCUUCCCUCGGACUAAGCCCGGCCAGUCCGGACUCGCAGCAGUUCAACAUCUUUCCGGCGAUCUUUAGCCGCCAGCUGAACUUCACCGGAAGCACGUGCGGCACCAGUGGACAAGGCAAACUGAUGGAUGACCUACGACCGAAUCUAGUCGGCGGUUUGCUUGGUCUACAGCAGGGCCUACUAGAUGAUCAUACACUUUCGCACGGCAAUCUGCAGCACAAUGCACAGGACACCAAGUUCAUGUCACUGCAAGACAAUAGGCUCAUGGGAAUCGGAUCCCACGAGAAUCGCUUACUAGGAUUAUCGCAAGACAACCGAACACCCGGCGGCGGUCAGGGUUCGGCGGACAAACCGAUCCAGCGAAAGUGCAGCAGCACACCGGAGGAUUUCAGUGCCCUGUACGGUGGAUUAGCAGGGACUCCUAUUAGUGACCACCAUCACCAUCACACGCCUGCUCACACGCCACCGAAUCGGUUGUCGGACAAUUCAUCGGUGACAGCGGAAGGUGCUUUUAAAAAACUAAAACCCGAACCAAACGGUGGACUGUCGUCGGUGUCCGGUGGCAUCUCGUCGCCCGGAAGUGGAAUCUCAUCCCUGCCUCAGCAUGCCGGCCACACGCCCACCACGGCAUCCUGUCCGACGCCGGCGCGGAGAAGGCACCGGACCACAUUUACUCAGGAACAGUUAGCAGAACUAGAAGCGGCCUUUGCGAAAUCCCACUACCCCGAUAUCUACUGUAGAGAGGAACUAGCGCGAACGACAAAACUUAACGAAGCAAGGAUACAGGUCUGGUUUCAGAACCGCCGGGCCAAAUAUCGCAAGCAAGAAAAGCAAUUACAGAAAGCGCUCGCACCCUCGGUGAUACCGUCGUGCAAUGGCAUGAUGCGAAACAUACAAGGCUACAGCGUGUCCCGGGGUUAUCAACCGUAUCCUCAUCCAAACUCAAUCAAUCGAUAUCCGCAGGACCUCUUCCAGAUGGGUGCCUCCUCGUAUCCCGGAAUGACGCAGCCAUUCUCGAUGACGCACAGCUCCAACAUGGGCUCUGUGGGUGUCCGCCAGGAUUCGAUGGGCAUGUCCGCCGAGGACGAGUGGUACAACAAGAGCCUGUCGGCGCUGCGGAUGAACAGCUCGCAUCACCCGAACCUCUCCGCGCCGAUGCUUCAAUACCAGACAUAAUUAAUGUAGGAUCAGCUAUAACCUUUCCCCGAUUGUUGAGCGGUAACUCUCGGGAAAGCUCGGCAUCGCCUACCCACUAGUCAACACAAGUUUCUUUCAAAUCAAAAGUCAUCUGCCAAUUCAGUCAAUAUUCAAAUAUUCGAAAUCGUUGAAAUUUUGCUAGCCUACUCAUUCGUGAAUGUUUUUUAAUUUAAUCGGUUCAGCAGAAUGCACUAAAAACGUUAUUCACGCCGUAACGCGACAGCGAUCUUUCGCGAAAAACGUUUACCUGCUGAUAAUCACAUCGGCGCCGGUGAACUAUUUUCGAACAUAUUUUCAUUCCAUCCAUACACAUGACGCAAAACGAAUAAAUUUAUCGUGCAUUUCGUUAUUUUUUAUUACCAGUUCGAUUAAGGGCGCUAAUUUAUGCAACAAUGUUAAACCCAACACGCUAAUUAAAAUUUGAAAUGGACAAAAAAAAUAAUCCUAUAGGUAAAGAAAAAACUUGUACAUAUGUCAAAAUAUGAGCUAUGGGACGCCGAAUUUUCAUUUCCACGACGACGAAAAUUUAAAUCGAUCGAUUCACUGCUUGGCUCGAACACUGAUAAAUGGCACGAAAUCAAAUAUUACCAGUUACACAAAUUUGAUAGGUAUUAAUUUGAAUACUACACCGAAUGCAGUUGCGUGCAUUUAGACAAGGAUGAAACAGAGACAACAAACCGUUAAUCGGUCAGAUUCUUGAGUAAGUUAGCAUCUAAGGUGAAUACCAAAAAAAAGGAAGAAAAAAAACUAAACUAAAUCUACGAGAAAAUGAAAACCAUAUAUAAACUUUGAAGUAACGUAGCUAAAUUAUUUAAUUUAAACACUUAAGAAAUGAACAAACAAACAAAAUAACUUAUAACGUGAGAGGAUGUAAACUGGUGAGAACCGUUAGUUGAUCUAUGAAACAGAAUAUGCAGUAACAUUUCUAGUCACACACACACAAACAGCAACAACUAAAGCUGGGCAUUGAUUGUACUUGUAAAUAU
Molecule: messenger RNA, 3009 nt
Organism: Topomyia yanbarensis
Lineage: Eukaryota; Metazoa; Arthropoda; Insecta; Diptera; Culicidae
Product: homeobox protein unc-42
Exons: 6
Coding region: 950-2002 (350 amino acids)
Biological process (GO): regulation of transcription by RNA polymerase II
Molecular function (GO): DNA-binding transcription factor activity, RNA polymerase II-specific; RNA polymerase II transcription regulatory region sequence-specific DNA binding
Source: RefSeq, a predicted model, not a curated record